Molecule: messenger RNA, 486 nt
Organism: Molossus molossus (Pallas's mastiff bat)
Lineage: Eukaryota; Metazoa; Chordata; Mammalia; Chiroptera; Molossidae
Gene: LITAFD
Product: LITAF domain containing
Exons: 6
Coding region: 1-486 (161 amino acids)
Biological process (GO): regulation of cytokine production
Molecular function (GO): zinc ion binding
Source: RefSeq, a predicted model, not a curated record
AUGAGAGCUGGAGACAAGCCCUCUGCCGCUCAGAACGCGGAACCCGACCCUGCUCGGAUACCGUUGCUAGAACAAAGGACCUCCGGGGUACCAAGAUGGAACCAUCCCCAGGAACCCACCCCCCCCCCCCCAAAUCAUGAGCCUAAGCCAUCGCCGUAUCCUCCUCCUCCGCACCCAGGAAAUCGAGCACCUCCCCCAGUGUACGCCGAAGGCCCCCGAGUUGUUCACGUUGCUAUGUUCCAAGGCGUGCCUUUGAUGGCCUCUACCAUGCCUGUACACUACCAGUGUCCGUACUGCGGGAACUACAUCAUCACGGUGACCACCCCGGUCCCAGGGAUCCUCACCUGGAUGCUGUGUACAACCCUCUUCGUAUUUGGGUGUGUCCUGGGCUGCUGUCUCCUCCCCUUCUGUGUGGACAGCCUCCAGGACGUGAGCCACUCGUGCCCCGUGUGCCGGAAUGAACUCUUCCGCUACCAUCGCCCGUGA